UGCGCACAAUAAUAUUUUAGUAGUGAGAUCAAAAUGGCUACAUCGGAUGACGAGCCUAUGCACUUAUACGAAGUUUUUCAAAAUUGUUUUAACAAAAUUGCAAAUAAACAAUCGGUGCCUGAAAAACCGGGGUUUCAAGGACCUUAUGGGGGAUUAGAUAAUGGAAUGGCGUACGCUUUAAGUCCGACAGCGGUUGGACCCGUGGCAUAUGGUGGACCAAGCCCGGGUGGUCCUGGUUCGGGUUUAUCUGGUGCGGGUGUUGGACCAACGGCCGAACCAUUUGCCGCUGAUUCACCAUACUUUCCGUUUGGUACAGCGGUCACAACAGGAGUACGCGGUGCUGGUCAAGCGUCUGCUCCUGGUGUGCCAGCUACUGGUGCGUUACGUCAACAUUCACCAAUAAAAGGUGCACGCCAACAACAACAACCUAGUGCGGGGAGUGCUGGUGCACGCGUUAUUGUACCUACUGUUCCUGGUGUUAUCACAAAGGAUGAACCACAAACCACAUUGGACGGUCAUUGGUAUGCCUCGGAUGAUUUUACCGGCUCAGCACAUGAUAGUCCAACAGCGGCAGCCCGAUACACAUCACCACCAUACCAUUAUUUAACUGAUACCAGUGGUGGUGUUGUACCUGGUGCAACAACACCAGCAGACGUAUGGGCUGGAAUGGGUAGUAACACAUAUGUGCCUGGUGGGGCUUACGAUCCAUAUGGAAGUGCAGCUCCAAUGACUGGUGAUACAACAUCAACUGGUGGGCCUGGUAAUGAAUGUCAUGGUUUACCACCUAUGUCCUCGUUUCGUUCAAAUGGAACAUUUGUACCACAAAAUCAUCCUACAGCUGUUACUCCUGGUGAUACAUUAGGCAAAGCUUUAGCAUCGAUAUAUCCUGUAGAACAAAGUGGCAGUAGUUAUGGAAGUAGUGCAGCUAGUACACCACCAGUGAGUAGUCCUCCGCCAUUAGGUACUGGUGCAUGGCUUCCAACAAGUGCCGGUUCAUCAGUGGCACAACAUUCACCUCAUUUUCCGGGCGCACAGCCACAGACCAAUGGCCAACAUGGCUCACCUGUUACCGUUAACACUCAUCACCAUAUGCACAUGGUAAAUACUGGAAUUACUGCUCCAGAACAACAACGUUUGGAUGAUGCUAUUGGAUUCCUUAGGGAUCAUGCUGAAGGAACUCGAAUGGAAGAACGUUUAGAUGAUGCCAUAAAUGUAUUAAGAAAUCAUGCCGAAGCUCAACAGUUAUUAGGUGGUCCAUUAGGCGGUUACCAACCAACACCGGCUGGUUUAUCACAUCCACAUUCACAAGGACCACCACCACCAACAGCUGGACAAUUAACGCCGCAUCAACCCCAACCAAAUGAAUUUGAAACAGCGGCAACUGUAAUCCCCACACCUGCAGCUAUUAAAACUUCAAUAGAAACUGGCGGCCGUGUUGCGCAUAAUACAAAAAAACGUAAAGAACCUCCCGAUAGUAUAGAUACAAAACCUUCAAGUUCCGUAGACAGUGUAGUAGGUGGCGUUGCCACAGCAGCAACGACAACAAAUACAAAGGGAAACAAGAGAGCGCGAAGAUACUCACUAAAUACAACAUCUAUUAAUAGUUGUUCAAGCGGUGCCGAAGAUGAGACCGAUGAUCCAAGUGUGAAAGCUGUACGUGAAAAAGAACGUCGUCAAGCUAACAACGUACGAGAGAGGAUACGAAUUCGUGAUAUAAAUGAAGCACUUAAAGAAUUAGGCAGAAUGUGUAUGACCCAUUUAAAAACAGAUAAACCUCAAACAAAACUUGGAAUACUUAAUAUGGCUGUGGAAGUAAUUAUGACUUUAGAACAGCAAGUUAGAGAAAGAAAUUUAAAUCCGAAAGCAGCAUGCUUAAAACGAAGGGAAGAAGAGAAAGCCGAAGAUGGGCCUAAACUUGCCGCAGCUGCUGCCCAACAUCAUAUGCUACCUACUCCACAUUACCCUGCCAUUCCAGGACCACCACCUAAUCUACCACACAGUCAACAAGUACAGCCUCAACAAUAGCAUUGACCAUAAUAUGGUUGUUAUUAAAUAAAUAAAUAUUGGGCGUAAUUUAAAUUUAAAAUAAAACAGAAGAAAAUAAACAAAAAUAGACUACAAAAAAAAAACUGGCUCGUUAAAAUAAAAAGAAAAAUUGUCGUCGUUCAUAUUAUAAAAAGUGACAACAAAAGAGAAAGAGAACAAGAGCCUCCCGCCUUUUUUUUAAAUAGUUUAAUUUGAAAUGACGCGUUCGUCGUUACCAACGGUUACACCUCGUUAAGUAUUAUAAUAUUAUUCGAGCGAGAGAGAGAUGAUCGUGAUCAAUCGGCAAAUUUGUUGAACGGUCUUGUUUUUUUUUGGUUGUUGUGUUGUUUUUUUUUUGCGCAAGGUGAUGAAUGAUGAACAAAAAAUACUUCUUUUUUUGGUGAUUAUGUGAACCCGAGCCCUUCACAUCAUCUACUUUGAUACACAUAACUGUAAAUAUUUAAUAAAUGAAAAAAGUAUUAUUAAAAUACAAAAAAAAAAAAAAGAAACGGCGAUAAAUACUUUUUGUGUAAUCCCUGGAAAAACCCGUUCAUACAACUAACAUGGUUCUCGAACUGUGUUUAUUUUUGUGAUACUUGAAUAUACGAUUUAUGAAUGCCAUAUAGAUUAAUUUUUUUUAGUCGAUCAUUUUUAAACAAAAAUAAAUCUUAUGUUUAAUAUCAGUUUGGAAUUAUUGUUUCGUUUAUAGAUUAUUGAAUGAAUAUCUAGAAGGAAAUUGUUAUUGUGUCCAUAUUAUAUAAAAGGAUCAGUAAAAUCAGACCAAAAAUGGUCAAAAGUUUAAAAAAAAAUCAAACAAGUUGUGAUAAGUUUUAGUAGAGAUCUUUAUUUUAAUGUUUCAAACAAAUAUAUCCUGAACAAUCCGUUAAUUUGAACUAUGUGGAUUUUUUAUUUCUUGGAGACGAAAGGGCAAAAUAAACUACUUGAAAUAACCUUAUUUUUUGGAACGAAACGGUUAGGGUUAUUAUCCACCACUAAAAAAGCGCGUGAAUUAGAAAAUCACGGCCAAUGACAAUUUUUAGUUUAUGAAACUUAACAAUAUAGAAAAAUAAAUUGUUGUAAGAGCGGGUUAUUCCAAAAAAAUAGAAUUGACAAUUUCUACUUACUUAUUAUAAUGUAUAGGAAAUAUUAUAAUAGUUUUUAUGUUUGAUGAAGACGAAGACUUAAGAAGAAAAUUGGAAACAGAAGAAUCAUUGUGUCAUCACAUAUUUUUUUUUAUUUUGAUGACGAGUACGUUUUGAAGUGUUUUUUUUAUUUUAUUUAAAUGCCAAACUAAUUUACUAUUACUAUACGAAACAUUUUGUUUACAAGGUUCAUAAAAAAAACCA
Molecule: messenger RNA, 3371 nt
Organism: Chrysoperla carnea
Lineage: Eukaryota; Metazoa; Arthropoda; Insecta; Neuroptera; Chrysopidae
Gene: da
Product: protein daughterless
Exons: 12
Coding region: 34-2025 (663 amino acids)
Biological process (GO): regulation of transcription by RNA polymerase II
Cellular component (GO): transcription regulator complex
Molecular function (GO): DNA-binding transcription factor activity, RNA polymerase II-specific; protein dimerization activity; RNA polymerase II cis-regulatory region sequence-specific DNA binding
Source: RefSeq, a predicted model, not a curated record